UGCCAAGAUAGGCCGACAACACUCACACCCGGGCCACACAGAACAGCACAUGGCGAGUCCUCGCGCCGCCGCCAUGCUGAUCCCCGCGCCAGCGCCGCCGCUGCCGCUCUCCUCGCUCCACGCCCUUUCGUCCCACUACUUCCUCCUCCCCUCCUCCCCCCACUUCCUACCCCCUGGCGAGGGCCGCCCCCUCCGCCGCGGCGACCUCGCCAUCCGCAUGGGCGGCGGGCCGCGCACCUACCCCGGCGGCGUGUCCAAGUGGCAGUGGAAGCGGAUGCAGGCCAAGAAGUCCCGGCAGCUCCUCAAGGCGCGCCUCGCCCGCGAGCGCCAGCUCUACGACAUGCGCAAGCGCGCCGAACUCCGCGACGCCGUCGCGCACCUCGAGCGCCCCUGGGACCCCGAAUCCGCCGUCUCAGCCGCCGAUGCCGCGCCCAACCUUCUCUCCGUCGCGGCCGACGAUCAGCUUAGGGCGCUCGCGGACCGAUUCCACCGCCCCGGCGGCGUCGACCUCUGGAACGACCGCGACGGGCCCCGCGUCUUCGAGUCCCCGGCCGCCGGCGCGGCCUCCGCGAGGUUCUUCCCCAAGAACGCCGUCCACAGCGUCCAGCCCUACGCGCACCUCGGUGCUGGCGGAGAAGCCGGCGCACCGCGAGCUCGCGGGAACGCUGCCGACCUGCUGCUAGGGCGCGGCGACGGCGACGGCGCGCAAGGUGUUUGUGAGAAUGCUAAUGAGGAGGAGGCGUUUGGUGUUGGUGACCACGAACCUGCGGUUGAACUUAUGGAAAGGAAUGGAGCUUGGGAGCCGGUGAAUGCCUUGGGCGACGGCGAUGACACUAAUACCGGCAAUUGGAGUUCGGAUGACGAUGACCAUGUCGUUACCUCCGAAUCAGAAUCAGAGGGCACGGGAGAUGUCGGUUCUUGGCGCAAGGGACGAGCAAUGGUCAGGAGAAAUGGAAGGAACAAUGGUGUGGCAAGAUGGGACGCGGCAAGCGCCAUGGGUGUCGGUAGAGAUGAUGACAGAGGCUGGAGUGGUGAUGCUUUCUUCUCAGACUCAGGAGGAGCAAUGGAAGGCCAUCCUAAACAAAGAUGGCAUGAAAGAAGUGGUGGUGGGCGUGCAAGGAAGCGUGCCGGCGGGAGAUGGAAUGUCUUGAACACGGCGGCAGGCAGUGGCACCAGCGAAAUGCGCCGACAAGAUGCUGGUUCGUUCUCCGACUCUGAGGUGAUCCGUGGUGGUUCUGGGCCAAAAUGGAGAACAAGGAACAGAGAUGACACAAUGAAUGGUGCGAGGAGGUGGAACGCUCCUAGAAAGGAUUGGAUGGGUGACGAGUUUAAUCCAAAUUCAGACGGUGCUGGAGGUGGUAAACUGAAACCAAGAUGGGGAGCCCAAAACAAGUUGAAUGGAAGAGGAAGAUUGAAUACCAAUGAUGGGGAGAGGCCAGGGAGAUACACGAGGGCCAACAAUGGCGAUGAGCACGCGAACGAUAACAGUGGCGAUGGAAGAUAUCGGUUUGGUGGUGGCUUUGCCGAAGACUUGGAGGCGCCAACAUGGAAGCCAAGGAGAAUGAAUCGAGCUAGGAACAGCAACGGAGGCAGAGACGAUAGCAUGGUUGGGAGAUUCAGGAGAGGUGACAACGGAGCCGCGAGAUGGUUACAGGAAAAUCCUAGGAACAACAUUGAUGAUCGACGAAGGAUGAGCAGGAAUGGAGGAAAAACAUGGUUGGGAGAUUGAGGGGGGACCAAUACUCGCUACGGCCAACAUCAGAAUUGUACAGUUCUUGGAGGGAGAUGGGAUCGGAUGAAUUGUAGUUAACAGCGAUAGACUGAUGUGAUCUGUUUGUUCUAACAUCUGUAAAACUAUACCUCUGUUGAAAAGUAAUGUACUGAUAUUUAGCAUA
Molecule: messenger RNA, 1895 nt
Organism: Phragmites australis (common reed)
Lineage: Eukaryota; Viridiplantae; Streptophyta; Magnoliopsida; Poales; Poaceae
Exons: 1
Coding region: 50-1729 (559 amino acids)
Source: RefSeq, a predicted model, not a curated record